AAAAUCCAACAAACAAUAUAACAUUGACUCAGGACUCAAAUAGAAAAACUAAGAAGAUUCUUUACAAGAGGCAAAGAUUGAAGAAAGAAGCAAAGAAAAGAACUCUACUUGAGCUUGAGAUAAGGAAGGAAAAUGGCAAUGGCAGCUUCUGCAGCAAAGAAGAAAAUAUGCGUAACUGGUGCAGGAGGUUUCUUAGCUUCUUGGGUUGUUAAGUUUCUUCUUUCCAAAGGAUACAUCGUUCAUGGCACUGUUAGACAACCUGGUGAUGAGAAAUAUGCUCACUUGAUGAAGCUUGAGGGAGCUUCUGAGAAUCUUAAACUCUUCAAAGCAGAUUUGUUGAGUUAUGAAUCAGUUCAGUCAGCAAUUGCUGGAUGCAAUGCUGUUUUCCAUGUUGCUUGCCCUGUGCCUUCAACAACAUCAACCAACCCUGAGGUAGAAAUGAUUGAGCCCGCCGUCAAGGGAACUACCAAUGUGCUUGAAGCUUCUCUUGAAGCUAAAGUGGAACGAGUCGUCUAUGUGUCAUCUGUAGCCGCUGCUUUCAUGAACCCAAAUUUUCCAAAUGACAAAGUGAUUGAUGAAUCUUGUUGGUCUGAUAAAGACUAUUGCAGAAAAUCCAAUAACUGGUAUUGCUUCUCCAAGACAGAGGCUGAAGAGCAGGCCCUAGACUUUGCGAAAAGAACCGGGCUUGAUGUGGUGAGCAUUUGUCCUACCCUUGUGCUUGGACCCAUUUUAAGGUCAUCUAUUGUGAAUGCAAGUAGCUUGGUUCUCCUCAAGAUUUUGAAAGGUUGUGAAUCAUUGGAGAACAAACAUCGUUGGAUAGUUGACGUGCGAGAUGUAGCCGAUGCAAUUCUUUUGGCUUAUGAAAAGCCUGAAGCAGAAGGGAGAUAUAUAUGCACUUCACACCCUGUUAAAGCAAAGGAUAUGGUGGAGAAAUUGAAGAGUAAAUAUCCAAACUACAACUACCCUACAAACUUUGUUGAGGUGGAUGAUCAUCAAACAAAGUUAAGCUCAGAGAAACUACAGAGGCUUGGUUGGAGAUACAAGCCAUUGGAGGAGACACUCACUGAUGCUGUUGAGAGCUAUAAAGAAGCUGGUCUCUUGCAAUCAAAGUAAACUUUGUUGGUCUUGGAAUAAAAUAAAUAAAUUCUGUUUGUUAUUCAGCAUCUCCCUAUUGGAAGGGAUUUGUGAAUGAAUAUGUUUCAGUUGUUGCAAUGUGAUUGUAUUGUGUGAUCACUGAUGUUGUUUUUAUAUGACCAAUUCAUGCUUAAAAAGAGGGCCCUUUUCCCCAAUAUAAGGCCAAUGUUC
This is a messenger RNA of Arachis ipaensis, 1305 nucleotides long. Its product is annotated as cinnamoyl-CoA reductase 1. Gene Ontology annotation, molecular function: oxidoreductase activity, acting on the CH-OH group of donors, NAD or NADP as acceptor. NCBI's taxonomy places the organism in Eukaryota, Viridiplantae, Streptophyta, Magnoliopsida, Fabales, Fabaceae. The record is from RefSeq and is a predicted model, not a curated record.